Messenger RNA from Papaver somniferum (opium poppy), 1905 nucleotides. Its product is annotated as heat shock cognate 70 kDa protein-like. Bases 1 to 1905 code for a protein of 634 amino acids. Gene Ontology annotation, cellular component: cytoplasm. Gene Ontology annotation, molecular function: heat shock protein binding; misfolded protein binding; ATP hydrolysis activity. Lineage: Eukaryota; Viridiplantae; Streptophyta; Magnoliopsida; Ranunculales; Papaveraceae. Gene Ontology annotation, biological process: protein refolding; cellular response to unfolded protein. The record is from RefSeq and is a predicted model, not a curated record. The transcript is spliced from 2 exons.
AUGGCUGAAAGGGCAGUAGGAGGACGAGCGAUUGGGAUUGAUUUAGGAACGACAUACUCAUGUGUAGCAGUAUGGCAGCAUGAUCAUGUAGAGAUUAUUGCUAAUGAUCAAGGAAAUCGCACAACACCUUCUUAUGUUGCUUUUAAUGAUACUCAACGCAUGAUUGGUGAGGCUGCUAAGAAUCAAGUUGCCGUAAACCCUACCAACACAGUCUUUGAUGCGAAACGUUUGAUUGGUAGGAAAAUCAGUGAUAGCUUUGUUCAGAGUGAUAUAACUCUAUGGCCCUUCAAAGUAAUUGCUGGCGCAGACGAGAAACCCAUGAUUCAAGUUAACUACAAGGGCAAGGAUGUACAGUUUUCAGCUGAGGAAAUCUCAUCCAUGGUUCUCACUAAGAUGCGAGAAACUGCAGAAAAUUAUCUUGGUUCAACAGUUAAAAACGCUGUUAUCACAGUCCCUGCUUACUUUAAUGAUUCUCAGCGUCAGGCUACUAGGGAUGCUGGUACCAUCGCUGGCCUUAAUGUAAUGCGGAUUAUCAGUGAACCAACAGCUGCUGCAAUUGCUUACGGUCUUGAUAAGAGGGCAACCAAUGUAGGUGCAAAGAAUGUUCUUAUUUUUGAUCUUGGCGGCGGAACUUUUGAUGUUUCGAUACUCACCACUAAAGAGGGUACCAUUGAAGUUCAGGCUACAGCUGGAGAUACCCAUCUUGGAGGAGAGGAUUUUGAUAAUAGAAUGUUAAGUCAUUUUGUUCAGGAGUUUAGGAGGAAGCAGAAGAAGGAUAUUAGUGGAAACCCAAGGGCUCUUAGGAGGGUGAGAACUGCAUGCGAGAGGGCAAAGAGGACCCUGUCAUCUACUCCACUGACAACCAUUGAUAUUGAUGCUUUGUAUGAAGGAAUCGAUUUUCACGCAUCCAUCACUCGUGCGAAAUUUGAAGAGCUAAACAUGGAUUUGUUCAUGAAAUGCCUGGAACCCGUUCAGAGAUGUUUAACGGAUGCUAAGAUGGACAAGAGCGCUGUUCAUGAUGUUGUCCUCGUUGGUGGUUCCACUAGAAUUCCAAAGGUUCAAUCUCUAUUACAAGAUUUUUUCAAUGGGAAGGAACUUUGCAAGAGCAUCAACCCUGAUGAAGCUGUGGCUUAUGGUGCCGCCGUGCAAGCUGCUAUUUUGAGUGGUGAAGGAAAUGAGAAGGUGCAGGACUUAGUGUUGCUGGAUGUAACCCCUCUUUCUCUUGGUAUUGAAGCAGAUGGAGGUGUUAUGAGUAUUAUUAUCCCAAGGAAUACCCCAAUUCCCGCCAAGAAGGAAAAAGUGUUCACCACUGCAAAGGACAACCAAACUGGUGUUAGUAUUAAGGUGUAUGAGGGUGAGAGAACUCAAACCAGUUUCAAUAACUUGUUGGGUGAGUUUGCGUUGAAUGGAAUUCCUCCAGCACCCCGCGGUGUUCCUAAGAUCACAGAAUGCAUCGAAAUUGACGCAGACGGUAUAUUAACCGUGUCUGCUAGGGACAACACAUCAUGGAGCAAUAAUAAGAUUACAAUUACAAAUAACAAGGGGAGGUUGUCGAAGGCCGAGAUUGAGAGGUUGGUCCACGAGGCAGAAAAAUACAAGUCAGAAGAUUUGGAACACAUGAAGAAGGUGAAGUCGAGGAACACCUUCGAGAAUUAUGCAUAUGAUAUGAGGAACACAAUCGAUAAUAUGGGAGAGAAGCUAGCAUUUGACUUAAAGAAGAAGAUUGAGGACGCAAUCAAGGAUGCCAUUCAAUGGUUGGAUAGCAAUGAAGUAGGUGAAAUAGACGAUAUUAACGAGAAGAUGAAGCAGUUGGAGAAUGUAUGCAAUCCUAUCCUAAAUAAGAGGCACAAGCUGGGAAGAUCUGGUGUCGAGGAAAUAGACUUGAAUUCUUCUCCUUUUUUCUGA